AUGGAGGUCCACGCAGUCGCCAGUACCAGCCACUCUGCACCAGAGCCGCGCCCAUCCUCGCCAUUCCGCAAAAAGCGUCCGCGCCGCAUCUAUGACGUUGACGAUCGCAGCACCAAGGUCGACGUUGGCUCGACGCCGGGAACCUCAUGGACGCUAUCGUCGUACAAGCCGGGCUCUGGCGUAGCCGAGCUUCGGUCUGCGGACCUGACCAAGCUGUGGCAGUCGGACGGCAACCAGCCGCACCUGAUCAACAUACAAUUCGCACGGCGCACGUGCGUCACACACGUCUCCAUCUUUCUCGACGUCAAGCAGGAUGACUCGUACACGCCCACCAAGAUCGCCAUCAAGGCGGGCACCAACUACCACGACCUGACGCCCGUUCGACAGCGCACCUUCGACACGCCCCAGGGAUGGAAGCACUUUAGCAUGACACCUGGCACUGUAGACGCAGCUACGGAGGAGGAAGAUGAAGAGCGCGACGAGGCGGAUGGCGAGAACGAGCAGACCAACGGCGAGGGGGAGGAGGGAGGGUCGGAUGAAGAGGACGAGCAGGAUGGUAUACGCUUGUGGCUGCUGCAAGUGUGCAUUCUCGCCAACCAUCUCAACGGCAAAGACACGCACAUCCGCAGAAUCGUCGUGUUUGGUCCCAAGACGAGCCCCACAGCGUCCACAGGGAAGGGCACGGCUGGCGCUUUGAAACGAAUCCGCGACGUCAGUCUUGAUGCCACCGCGAACUCACGGUCAAAGUCUCGAACUGCUGUCGGGAACAACGGCUCUGACGUUACGCUUGCCCAGCUGUUGUCACUGCAAACCCAAGCGGAUGCGCAAGGCGCGGAAGAGGCCGCCAAUGCAGAUGCGGCUCCCACGCCACCCCGCAGAUCCGCCCUCAAUCUCUUCGGCAGUAUCCGCUGA
Moesziomyces aphidis is the source of this 912-nucleotide messenger RNA. Lineage: Eukaryota; Fungi; Basidiomycota; Ustilaginomycetes; Ustilaginales; Ustilaginaceae. The record is from the annotation of a GenBank genome assembly.